AUGGCUCCUAGAGUUUGGUUGGAAAGAAAGCCAGGAAGCAUAACUGUCCAAAACUUCAUCAACAACAACAACUGGAACAUGAAUUCUCUGGAGAGAGUACUACCUAAUGACUUGAUUCAGGGUGUCAUGGAUACAGAGAUUGGAGAGAGACAACUUCCAAACAAGAGCAUAUGGACUCCUACUACAAAUGGAAACUUCACAUGCUCCUCAGCUUGGCAGAUCGUCAGACAAAAACAGGAAGUAGAUCCUUUAGCCAAAAUGAUCUGGGCUAAAGGAACCCCUCUUAAAAUAUCCUUCUUUAUGUGGAGAUUGCUUCGCAAAAAACUACCUUUAGAUGACAGAAUUCUAAGUCUAGGAAUUCAGACUGACUCUAAUUGUAAUUGCUGCAGGGAACAAAUUCCAGAAAAAGUGGAUCAUGUGUUUGCUACUAGUCCAUUUGCUGUGAGAAUUUGGAAACAGAUGGCAACACCUCCAGGCAUUUCACAUCAAGGAAACUCAGUUCAAAGGGCUUCUAUUUCUAAAAGAUUCAGCAAAGUGAAUUACAACUGGAACUGGGCAACAACUUGUCAAAGAGCUGAAAGCUACAAGGAAAAGCUCACCAGCAUGAUGUUUUAUUGGGACAAACCAGCAGGUCAUUCAUGGAAGCUGAAUACUGAUGGCAGUUCUAUGCAAAGAAGUAGAGCAUCUGGUAUGGGGGAAUUGUUAGGAAGGGAAAUGGAAGAAUGGUUAUGGCCUUUGCUAAACACAUCCAAUGCUCCACUAACAAUUCCUGUGCUGCAAUGCAUGGACUCAUCUGGUAUAAUGAACAGAAACAACAGCCUCAGUUAA
Messenger RNA from Lycium barbarum (goji berry), 828 nucleotides. RefSeq lists its product as uncharacterized. The record is from RefSeq and is a predicted model, not a curated record. NCBI's taxonomy places the organism in Eukaryota, Viridiplantae, Streptophyta, Magnoliopsida, Solanales, Solanaceae. Bases 1 to 828 code for a protein of 275 amino acids. The transcript has 2 exons.